AUGGCCCCACGUAUUCUAUGUGUCACAAUUGAUGUGUCUCAUGUUUUUGUGGGCAGUGAUGAGCAGCCCUCUGGUAUCGGCGGGUUGGACAAGAAUCAGGCAGGGCCCCCUCUGGUAGGGUUGGAGCAUUCAACCGGUAAUGAGAAUAGUGAGCGGCGAACGUUUGUGGAGUCGUUGCAGCAGCCUAUCCCUCCUCCAAAGUUUAAGCUUUCAGUCUGGUGUCCUGAGGUCGGAUUGCCUCCUGAGUUUUGCUACACGUUUUGGCAAGGUCAAAUUGAGGUGGCUUGCAGAAUGGUUCAGCGUGUAAACCGUGGUCAUGACGGGAAAAAGCAUAGAAAAGUGGAUGGGAACAAGGAAGAUGCUAAAACUUGGAAGGAAGUGGGUCGUAAGAGCCCUGCUGUUGUGAUAAAUCAUGAAGAAGGCAUUGCGAAAUUAAAUAUUGAGACAAACCCAGAGUCUAUGAACAAAGCCGAGUCCAGUAAGGAGGAUUUGGAGAACUCUCGUAAGCAGGUUUACCAAGGGGAGAGGGCGCAUGUUUAUAAUUCUGAUAAUGAAGAGGGUGUUAUACAUGCUGUGAUGGGAAAAGAAAAAAUUUAUGAUUCAGAUGUGGACCAUAUUAUGGCAAAUGGGAAAUCAAAUCCGAAGGAGGAUAAGACUCUGAGAAAAUCACAACGGAAUAUUAGAGGGCUGCGCAAUUCUAGAGGGAGAUUGAAGAAGCUGCUUAUUAAAUUUAUGGUCUCUUUAUUUGCUAUAUCGGAACCUUUUGUUGAUGAUAAUCGUAUGGCUUCUCUUGGAAAUGCUAAUCAGGCUGCUAAGUUGUACGUGUUCUGGAAUAAUCCAAACAUUUUUGAAGUUGUGCUUUGUACGUCCCAAACCGUGUCUGGUUGGUUUAAAUGGAAUGCUCACCGUGUUAUUGUUACUUUUGUCUAUGCUAAGUGCUCAUAUGUUGAUAGAAGAGAACUUUGGCAUGACUUAGAAGAGAGGACCGAUAUGGAUCAGCCAUGGUUAGUUUUGGGUGAUUUUAAUGUUAUUCGCAGGGAUUCGGAAAGAGUUGGUGGGAAUCCUCGGCCUCUUAUUUCGAUGUUAGAGUUUAGCGAUUGUAUAGAUCGUUGUGGUCUUUUGGAGAUAUCUAGUUGUGGUCAGAACAUGUCUUGGUGUAAUGGGCAUGGGGGAGUGUCCAGAAGUUGGGCAAAACUAGAUAGAGUGCUCAUGAAUAAUGUUUUUGCCAACCUUUUUCCUUCUGUUCACUUCAAUUAUUUGAGCCGUAAAUCUUCUGAUCAUUGUCCGAUGGUAGUGUUCUCAGAUCGUCCUGCUACUUCCUAUGGUCCUUCUCUGUUUCCUUUUCUGAAUAUGUGGUGUUUACAUGAUGGGUUUUUAAUGUCUGUGAAGGAAGCUUGGAAUGAAUGGGAUGCGGCGUCUGGGCUUCUUAAGCUUUCUAUUCAUCUGAAAAGAACCAAGCUAGCGCUUCGUGCUUGGAAUAAAAAUGAGCUUGAGGAUGAUUUUGUGGCUACUAAGAUCGAGAUUGAAAUAUGGGAGAAAAGGGAAGCUUCUCAUCUAGGCCAAACUGCUAAAAAGAAAUGGUUGACUGAGGGAGAUCAAAACUCGAAGUUUUUUCAUUUAGUUAUUGACCAGAGGAGCACUAAGGGGCAUAUUAAUAAAACGGUCCUUGUCGAUGGGAGAGUUUUGUAUACUGCUGAAGAGGUUCAUGAGGAGGCUGUGGAUAUUAUCAAAGAGGAUGUGGUGGAGGUUGCUAGAGAUUUUUUUAGGGGUGCUCCUCUUUCCAGGUUUUAUUCUUCCUCUUUUAUUGUUCUUAUUCCGAAAGUGCCUGAACCUUUCGGUUUUGAUAAAUUCCAUCCUAUUAGUUUGUGCUCUGUGGCAUAUAAAAUCUUUUUGAAGAUUAUUGUGAAUCGUCUUAAUUCUAUUCUUGAUAGUUUGGUCUCUCAUGAACAAGGUGCGUUUAUUCCUAGGCGUAAUAUUUUUGAGAAUAUUACUCUUGCUCAAGAUAUGGUUCAGUUGCUACAUAAAAAAACUAUUGGUGGUAAUGUUUUGAUAAAACUUGAUAUGGCCAAGGCUUAUGAUAGGUCUCAGUGGUUUUCUGUUAUGAUGAAUGGUACAUUCAAAUAUUUUUUUCAGUCUGCUAGGGGUCUUCAUCAAGGGGAUCCUCUUUCUCCUUAUCUUUUCAUCCUCAUGGAAGAAGUGUUGACGAGGCUUCUCAGAAACAAUUUUGCGGAAGGUCGGGUUGGCGAAUUUAGUCAUCCUAUUGGUGCUCCUUUGGUUUCUCAUUUACUUUAUGUUGAUGACAUCCUUGUUUUUGCUAAUGGGGGUAAGAGGUCUAUGAAAAAUCUUAUGCAUACUCUUGAUAUUUAUGAGAGGUGGUCCAGUCAAGAAAUUAGCAUGGACAAAUCUGCUCUUUUUCUAUCUAAGUUGAUCUCGACUUCAAGAAAGAGAAGUUUGUUGAGUCUUACGGGCUUUAAGGAAUGUAAGUUUCUUGUUACCUACUUGGGUGUGCCGUUGGUUUCUGGUAGAUUGACAACCCGGAUUUUUGAACCGUUAAUUGAUCAAGUCAGGAAAAAGUUGCCGGUUCGAAGUUUAAACUGUUAUCGCCGUGUGGUAGAUUGA
Molecule: messenger RNA, 2619 nt
Organism: Juglans regia (Persian walnut)
Lineage: Eukaryota; Viridiplantae; Streptophyta; Magnoliopsida; Fagales; Juglandaceae
Exons: 10
Coding region: 1-2619 (872 amino acids)
Molecular function (GO): catalytic activity
Source: RefSeq, a predicted model, not a curated record